Laetiporus sulphureus 93-53 is the source of this 3195-nucleotide messenger RNA. RefSeq lists its product as uncharacterized. NCBI's taxonomy places the organism in Eukaryota, Fungi, Basidiomycota, Agaricomycetes, Polyporales, Laetiporaceae. The coding region runs from base 1 to 3195 and encodes 1064 amino acids. Gene Ontology annotation, biological process: siRNA processing. Gene Ontology annotation, molecular function: RNA-directed RNA polymerase activity. Gene Ontology annotation, cellular component: nuclear RNA-directed RNA polymerase complex. The record is from RefSeq and is a predicted model, not a curated record. The transcript has 9 exons.
AUGGGCUUGCCCCCGUCUAAGACUGCCACACUAUUGGUGUCCAGCGUCACACCUCGUGCAGAGAUUGCCCAUGCACAGCCGACAGCGACCUCUUCACUUACUCAGAUUCGUCGCAACGAUCCUCUUGGAUCCGUUAAGGCGUCAAAAGGUCCAGCACCUGAGGCCGCUGCGGUCAAGCCCUCCGCUGCUUCGACAAGCAAGGGCUUCACUGCUUCUGCUUCAGCGAUUCCCUCAGUGCUUGAAGGCGUUCAGAUCAUUGCACAUUCUAAGGAGGUCCAGAAGAUGAUGGAUUCGAUGCAAAUUGCGUGGGGAGUGCAGUACGAGAUAGCGCGAGGUAUCUGCCAUGGAUACUGGACGUGGGACGAUGUCACAUCCUCGAAGCUGAACUCCCUGCGAGGCUCCAACGUCAUGGCUGCCCCGCGCGUAGCACGAGUGAUGCUGGGCCAUAAUCUCGGAAGGGCGAUCGCGAAUGAUCAUCCUUUAUGGACCGAGCUGGAUCGAGAACAAGAUGCAUUGCAAGCGGACCCGUCGCGCGGCCUAGGUCUUCAGGGCGAGUGGCACGGCGAUGCCAACUGGUACGGCGGCCGCAUACAGCAGGUAUCCCGGCUCGUGAAGACCGAGAGCGGUUCCUACAAGCUCGUUCUAGAGAGGAUGCUGAAGCGGAAGUCGAACCGUGUCGCGCGCUUCCUUGGCUCGCGGCGCGUCUUGCAAGUGAGCGUGCCCGACAAGCAAGUCCGCGAGCCGGAGGUCACUGCCGUCCGGCUUUUCUUCUCUCAAAAAUUUGUGUUAUGCGGCCGCGUGUUCGUACCAUUUGCAGCGAAGGACGGGAAGGUGUACAUGAUGGAGACAAAUGAGGAUUAUGAGCGCACUCCUGACCGGCGUGCGGACAAGAACCGCAUGUCUUUAGAGGAUUUUGUAGACUGGCACAAUCCUCUGGAUCUGAACGGGCAUCAACCAAUCACGAAGUGGAUCACUCGCUUCGAUCUCGGUCUGUCGACCUCCGUACCGGUCUUGCGCUUCCAGGGCAAGGGCGUCGACGUAUUCGAGAUCCCCGAUCAAUGUACAGUUUUUCGAAAGCCACCAACGGAAUGUAUCUUCACCGAUGGUUGUGGCUUCAUGAACGGAGCAGCGUUGGCGAAGAUCGCCAAGCAUCUGGGCUACUCGGAGCGUCCAACUGUUGUUCAGGGACGUUUCGGCGGAGCUAAAGGGCUAUGGGCGUUGCAUCCCAAAGACCAGGAGCCGGACGCGUUGCCGCGGAUUUGGACCCGACCGUCGCAGCAGAAGAUCAGAUACGCAGAGCUUGGCCUGGCUCAGCUCAUCUUUGAUCUGGUGUCGCCUCCCCGUGUCACGGCUCCCUCGCGGCUGUCGAAGCUCACCAUCAUGAACCUGUCGCACAAUGGAGUGCCUGAUCACUUAUUUGUUGACCUGAUGCGAGAGGGCUUGCAAAAGGAGAUGGACGCUCUUACGACAUGGUCAAGUGAGCAAGACUUGCUGCUGCUGUGGAAUGCAGUGAACCAAGUUGGCCACGUCACUAUGUCAAUAAUUCGGCGGCAGGCAUCUGGUGCAGCGCGUAUCCUCGGCUUUGGACGAGCGCAAGAUCGUGAGGACUGGGAGGGUGACGAUGGUGAUGAUGGUGAGAAUUUGGACGAUAUCCUCACUGAGAAGAGCCGGAACGAGUCUGGCGGCGAGCCUGUGUCUGCUGCCGCCGCUCUCAUGGAAUUGCUGCAAGCUGGAUUCCAUCCAAUGAAGCUGGAGCAACUGUAUGAGAAACUGAGGCAAAUAGUGGCAGCUCGACUUGAAGAGUUUAUCAAGGAGUUUCGCAUUGUCGUGCCGCAGUCUGCUGAGGCAUUCAUUAUACCAGAUCCCAUUGGGGUACUUGAGGAGGGCCAGAUCCAAUUCCGAGCAAGCCAGAAUCUGAAAGAUCCUCUAGAAGAUGCCUCGCCCACAGUCAUCACUGGCGAUGUCUUGAUUUACCGCAAUCCAGCCAGAGUGCCCUCAGACAUUCAGAAGGUUACAGCUGUUAACCACCCAGCCUUGGCAGCGUAUAUCAAUGUCAUCGUCCUUCCAGUAAAGGGACACCGAUCGCUGGCAAAUCUACUUGCCGGUGGCGUUUCUUCUGCAGAUGUUUGUGUGUGCAUCUAUGAUGCCAACCUGGUGAAAAAUUUUCAUACUCCAGCCAUCAACGACCCACCAGCAGACUUCAUGGAGAAGAACUUCGAGUCAGAAGGCUCUAUCGAGCAAGUGCACGACUUGCACGAACGUCUCCAGGCUGUGGCAGCUUCUAUCAGCCAGAGAGAACUUCAGGAAGUCUUAAUUUCCGGUCUCUCGGAUGCGCCAGUGGGAUUAUACUCAAUAUUCCACGAAAAUGCUGCAUACGCGUACGGCUAUGAUAGUCCGCAAACACUUCGCGCUGCCUAUAUGUUCAACGUUGUCUUGGAUUCGCGCAAGACAGGACACAGAGUACUGAAUGACAUCUUCCAAUCAGAUCAACGCAAGUAUGGACGCAAAAAGCCACUCUGUAUGAGAGGCGUAGAGGCAGAGACUUCUAUAUAUGGGACAAUGGGUAACCCAAUCCCACGGAGCCAUGGCUUGCCACCAUUCGUGCUGGAUGAGCUGUUACGUGCCGGGAAGAAGCUACAAGAUGCUCAUCUUGCUCAUUUCGAGCAACUCAAGAAAACAUCCCCGGAAAACCGAGAUGAAGAUUUAACUCGGCCCUUCGAAGAAGCUGCCGCACAAGCACAUCCUGUAUUGAAAAACGACCUGGACCUCAUCGAUGAGCAUGUCAGAAUGCACGUACGCCAAUGGCAACAGCUGUCUACCUUGCAGCUCGACGGAUCUCCAGCCAAACCUCGAGUUUCGCCAAAGAAGUUCCCAUCAAAGCCGGCGGGAAAGGCUCGACCAAAGACGGAGAAGGACAGGCUCUACCAACGGCUCGGCGAGUCGUUCGUACGUGGACCAGACGGCCUUCAUAUACUGUCAGCGCUUCCGGGUGCUGUGCACACUCUGAUUGCGUCUGCGGCGUACCGUGCCAAUGUGAAGUUCGCAUUUAGGUUUGCAUUUCGGGAUCUGUGUAGAAUCAAGGCUGAGGCUUCAGGCCUGAUCGCAUUCACUCCUUCGUUUGCAGAGCUAAUGGCCAUGCCAUCAUCUGCUGUGCGGGUAUUGGCGCAGAUGAACCAGGAUGCACCUCAUUUGUAA